This is a messenger RNA of Daldinia caldariorum, 1974 nucleotides long. RefSeq names its product UDP-glucose 6-dehydrogenase. Gene Ontology annotation, molecular function: NAD binding; UDP-glucose 6-dehydrogenase activity. The coding region runs from base 1 to 1974 and encodes 657 amino acids. The record is from RefSeq and is a predicted model, not a curated record. Lineage: Eukaryota; Fungi; Ascomycota; Sordariomycetes; Xylariales; Hypoxylaceae. Gene Ontology annotation, cellular component: nucleus; cytosol. The transcript has 3 exons. Gene Ontology annotation, biological process: polysaccharide biosynthetic process; glycosaminoglycan biosynthetic process.
AUGGGUUCCAUCUUCGCGCCGAAGCUCACUGCAGCGACUAGAGCUAAAGGUGGUAGCGUAGUUAGUGAUGAUUCAACAGCUCCUACGAGUCCAAGUUCAUCAUCUAGUCUGACGUUUACUCCUGGAUUAGCUGCGGACUACGAGCGAACCAACCCGUCGCGGACGAUAACACAUCGUGUUCGCAGAAUAUGUUGCGUUGGUGCAGGUUAUGUUGGUGGACCGACAGCUGCUGUCAUCGCCUACCACAACCCGGAAAUCGAUGUUACUGUCGUUGACAAGGAUAAGCAGCGAAUCCAGCGAUGGAACUCGAAACAUCUGCCUAUUUACGAACCAGGAUUGGUUGACAUUGUCCGCAUCGCUCGUGACGGGGCGAGAGGGGCUGUUUUCCUCAAUAAGCCAACUGAUACUAGUGUCGACUCGCUGGACCUUUCCGCCGCCAUCAGUUCUAAACAAGGUUUCGUGUUUUUAAGAGAGAAUAUGAUCGUGGAUGGUAGAGCACCUAAUUUAUUCUUCUCGGACCGGGUUGCACAGUGCAUUGGCAAGGCGGAUAUAGUUCUCAUCGCAGUCAACACGCCAACGAAAUCAAAGGGGGCUGGAGCGGGAAGCGCUACUGACAUGACAGCUUUUGAAGAUGUCGCCGUCGAGGUCGCAAAGCAUGCUAUGCCAGGAACCAUUAUUGUGGAAAAGUCGACUGUGCCUUGCGGGACGGCAGAGCUCGUCCGGAAUACCAUGGCAAUUCAUCGCCCCGGAGUUCAUUUUGAGAUACUCUCGAACCCAGAGUUCUUAGCCGCGGGUACAGCCAUGAAAGAUCUUAUGCAUCCUGAUCGCAUACUUAUCGGUUCUAUAAACACCGCAUCUGGUAGAAAAGCUGCCAAAACUCUAGCAAGUGUUUAUGAAGCAUGGGUCCCGCCAUCCCGCAUCAUCAUGACAAAUGUCUACUCUUCAGAGCUGUCAAAGCUUGUCGCAAACUCCAUGCUAGCGCAGCGUAUCAGCAGCAUUAACUCGAUCUCUGCCAUCUGCGAGAAAACUGGAGCAGAUGUUGACGAGAUCGCAGCGUCUAUCGGUAGCGACCCUCGCAUCGGAGACAAGUUUCUCAAGGCCGGGAUUGGCUUCGGUGGAAGCUGCUUCAAGAAGGAUAUUCUCAGCCUCGUAUACCUGGCCGAGUCCCUUGGUUUAGAUGAAGUCGGCGAAUACUGGAGGCAGGUGGUAAAGAUGAACGAGUACCAGCGCGAUCGCUUCUCUAGGCGCGUGAUUCGGUGCCUGAAUAAUACUCUGCUUGGAAAGAAGAUCACCCUGCUUGGAUACGCAUUUAAGGCCAAUAAUUCCGAUACGAGGGAAUCACCGGCGCUCGAAAUCAUCAAGACGCUCCUCGAAGAGCGCCCCAAGGAGAUUGCGGUGUUUGAUCCCUGCUGCAACCCUGUGGUAGUGAAGACGGAAAUCAAGGGGCUUCUCAGUGGUCAACCGGCUCUCAAGGAAGACGGAGGGCCGAUCGAGAUCCAUUGGAGCGCUUAUACCGCCUGCGAACGCAGCAACGCCAUCUUGAUCACAACCGAAUGCGACGAAUUUCGAAGCAGCCGGACCUACGCGGGCGGGUUAGGCUUACCCUUGACGUCGCCAAAAGCAGUCGAUCCCCGGCCGUUACCUAAUCCACCAACGGAGUCGGAUCUCAUGUCACUCCAAAAUUACUCUUUAAGCAUCGCGCCGGCGAACACUUACCCCGACAACGACCCUUUGAAGCGGUAUAGACCACAACCGGCCUGCGAGAGCAGCUGCCUCGACUGCCGCUUGAUCAAGGCGAGCGGCUAUUCUACGGCAGGGAAUUCUGGCGAAAACAGACCUAAGGAGAGGCUGGAUUGGAGCAGGAUCUCCUUGGGUAUGAACAAGCCGAAAUGGCUGUUUGAUGGCAAGGGCAUCAUCGACGCGGCUGAGCUCGGCGAAUUAGGGUUCCGUGUUGAGAGUAUUGGGCGUCAUUGA